Molecule: messenger RNA, 2273 nt
Organism: Exophiala oligosperma
Lineage: Eukaryota; Fungi; Ascomycota; Eurotiomycetes; Chaetothyriales; Herpotrichiellaceae
Exons: 1
Coding region: 106-1878 (590 amino acids)
Biological process (GO): regulation of transcription by RNA polymerase II
Cellular component (GO): nucleus
Source: RefSeq, a predicted model, not a curated record
CUUCGAAACUCGUAUCAAGCGAGGUUUUUCCCUGACACUGCCGUCAAUGACAGGUCCAUAACGGCAAUUGUUACACUUUACCCGCCAAUCUGUGAUAGCUUCAUCAUGGGUAGAACAUCACCUCAGGGCCUUAUGGCCUCUGACUUCCACCACCAGACUUUUGUCAACCCGCUCGACGUUUUCCCGACAAAAUCCCGGCUAGCCGGUCGACAGAACUACAGGUCACCGCUCAGAAAUGGUCAGGUUGUCUCUUCUAGAACUCCUGCCCGUUAUGCCGCCGAGUCUCACAAGUUCGCGUGCUGCGGCGAGGAAGAGGUUCCUUUGUUUCGACCGUCCAGCGCCAUGAAUUAUGUGACCCACGACACUCCGACAGACGACUUUUUCGGCAAUCCAGAGUCUUCGAGCAGUCGCAACGUGUCGCUGCACAACUCUCCGAGUCCCAUGGACUGCGAGGACUGUGUUGACGAUUGCGACGACUGUUUGGAAGAGCAUCAACUGUAUAACCACCAGACCGACGACGAAUACGUCGACGAUUGCCAGGGGUGCAAUGACGUUCAGAUCGACCACAAGAACAAUGGGCGAGUCUGCAACGACGACACCUGUGAUGAAUGCGACUUCUCUUGCUUCGACUGUAUCGACUGGAAUGAAUUCGAGCAGGACAAGUCGUUGGGUCUUUCAUUCUCUGUCCCACUGCUUGGUGACAACAGUCUCCUGGGGUCAGGGUCGGUGCCUCCUCAGUUUGACGAGAACGACCUGCUCAAUUUCCAGUCGCCCGACUUCUCCAACAUGCAAACCGAGCCCUUGGCACCGCCACUCGACGUGCCGAUGCACCAUCAGUGUUUCGGAAACACGGUGCCUUACUGGGACAGCAUCGCCCAAGCUCAACUCUGCAACGGCGCACCGGGUAUGCCUCAGCAAUUCCCUCUUCCGCCUUUUGGAAUGGAAUUCGGUUGCCACCCAGCGACAGCCCACCAACAAUUGGCUCUGCCAGAUUUUCAGCCCACCGCAGCAUUUCCACCCUCACCAGUCACCAAGCAGGAGCCACAAACAACUCCCCCCUCGCAGCAACCCACUGGAACAACACCACUGUCCAAGACAUCAGAUCUCCUAGCCGCCGUCUCGGCCCCGCCCACUUCCCGUGCAUGCCAGUGGCUCAUGCCGUGCGGUACCGUAUGCGGCGCAUCGUUCGCCUCUGCCACCGACCUCAAAAAGCACCUCAAGGCGGUCCACCUGGUCAAAGGAGUUACAAAGUGUGCCUGGCAGUCAUGCGACUCGGCUACAUUCACCUCGGAAGCCGCACUGACUGGACAUAUUUCCAAGAAACAUCUCGCUCCGAUGCUUGCCGCUGCUACCGCUUCGUCUUCCUCGUUGAAUUCCGAUCAGCACCCUUCCACGACAUCCUCAUCUUCCUCCUCCGCGAACAUUUCCGCGUCUACUACAUCCACCGGGCCCCACACUACUGCCGCUGCCUCCACCAACGAAGGUGGUCCCUUCAAAUGUACGUUCCCCGGCUGCACCAAGAGCUUCAUGUACAAACAGGUCCGUGACGACCACGUCGCGUCCUGCCACCAAGGCAACAAGAUGUACUGUCACAUCUGCGGUCAAUACUUGAACGGCGAAGGGAGCAACUUCAAACGGCACAUGGCCACGCAUCGACCAAAACAUCAACACAUGCUGUGUAAGUUUCACGGCUUGGGUUGCAAGAGGAGAUUUCCCCGACUGGACAACCUGCGGAGGCACGAGGCGUGUUGUAAGUUUGGCAAGGGCAAGAAGGGACUUUUGGCCGGCAGUGGUGGUGCAGGUGUCGGCGACGGCGUGGAUGUGGAUGAGGUCAAGCAUCACCAUCACCAUCAUCAUGUUCACAGUGCCAAAGCUUGACGGUGAAGUAGUCAAAGUCGGACAGAGUAGAAGCAUGAGCAUGAGGAUGGACAUGGACAUGGCAGCAGCGAGGGCAUGCAAUUGUCGAUUGUACGGGAUACUUGACCAGGUAGUAUUUGUACGUACAUUCGUCGUCUGGCUCCAUCGACGCCAGAUUGAUCGUCAUGAAAAACAGAAGUUGUACGGAAGUCCCCAUGCGCCCUUGUUCAAAACACACCUGGAAGAGGGAUGCCCUGACAUUAAUGGCCGAGUCUGGACUUUUUUUUUCUUAGUUCACCGGAUACGCCGACGACGCAGCUCAACAUGUUUGAACCAAAAUCUUUCUAAAUUGUCCUAGGUCAUCCUUCCCAAAGUAUAUAGUCCUAGUUACCUGUUACCAGUAACACUAGAUAGAC